Fundulus heteroclitus (mummichog) is the source of this 4915-nucleotide messenger RNA. It is a transcript of the gene dnmt1, whose product is annotated as DNA (cytosine-5-)-methyltransferase 1. The coding region runs from base 180 to 4694 and encodes 1504 amino acids. The transcript has 34 exons. Lineage: Eukaryota; Metazoa; Chordata; Actinopteri; Cyprinodontiformes; Fundulidae. Gene Ontology annotation, cellular component: nucleus. Gene Ontology annotation, molecular function: chromatin binding; DNA (cytosine-5-)-methyltransferase activity; DNA binding. The record is from RefSeq and is a predicted model, not a curated record.
CACGGCCUGCGCGCCCGAACUGGAUAUAGCAUCCGCGUUAGGAAGCGCCCACAGACUGGCGGGUCACUGUGGAGCCGUGCUGUGUUUAAUGACAGCGGGCCGAACGACUUGUUUUAACACUUUUAUCUCAACGCAGUUUUAUCGUGUGCGUCCUUGUGCUUUCAAGUUGCCUGUUUACGAUGCCGUCAAAAACGUCCUUGUCUUUGCCCGACGACGUGAGAAAGAGGCUGCAGAUGCUGGAUGAUGAUGAUGGAUCUCCAGAGGAGGAUCAGGUGAAGGAGAAGCUGAAGUUGGUGCUGGACUUCCUGCAUGAUGACGCCCAGGACCAGUUGACCAGCCUGGAGGAAAAAAUGAAGAAAUCAGAAAUCUCAAAGGAGGUUUACAUCUCGAAAGUGAAGGUGCUGCUGGGUAAGGAGCUUCACCUGGAAAACGGCUCGCUGGUGGACGGCGCGGAGCAGAACGGGAAGGCCAACGGCUUCGCCAACGGCUCCCACAAAGACAAGGAGGAGGAAGACGUGGAGAUGGCGGCGGAGCGAGAGGAGGCGGAGACCAAGUCGCCGGCGGCUCUCAGGGGGAAGGGCGGGCGCAGGAGCAAGGCAAACUCUGAAACGAAAAAAUCGCCGACCAGUACAAGAGUGACGAGAAACAGCGGGAAGCAGCCGACCAUCCUGUCCAUGUUCUCUAAAGUUCAGAAGCGUAAAUCUGAGGACCUGAACGGAGAGGCCGUCAACGGAGCAAACGAGCCGAAGACGGAGGAGGACGCCGAAGAGACUCAGGAGGAGAAGCGCCUCAAGGUGGAGUCUGAUGAAACACCUGCUGCAGAUGAGUCGAAAUCCAAAAUUGCGAAGCCAGGACCCGCUGCGAAGACGCCACCGCCCAAAUGUCCUGACUGCAGGCAGUAUCUGGACGACCCCGAUCUGAAGCUGUUUCAGGGCGAUCCGGACAACGCGCUUGAAGAGCCAGAGAUGCUGACUCACGAGAGUUUGUCUCUGUUCGAAUCCAACGAGGACGGCUUUGAGAGCUACGAGAAUCUGCCCCAACACCGCAUCACAAACUUCAGCGUGUACGACAAGCGCGGCCACCUCUGCCCGUUCGACUCCGGGCUGAUCGAGAAGAACGUGGAGCUGUACUUCAGCUGCUACGUGAAACCCAUCUAUGACGACAGCCCGGGCCUGACCAGUGGCGUUUUUGCCAGGAAGCUCGGGCCCAUCAACGCCUGGUGGAUAACCGGCUUCGACGGCGGGGAGAAGGCUUUGAUCGGGUUCACGACGUCUUUCGCCGACUACAUCCUGAUGGAGCCCAGCGAGGAGUACGCGCCCAUCUUCGCCCUGAUGCAGGAGAAGAUCUACAUGAGCAAGAUCGUGGUGGAGUUCCUGCAGAAAAACCCAGACGUCUCCUACGAGGACCUUCUCAACAAGAUCGAGACCACCGUCCCCCCGGCGGGGCUGAACUUCAACUGCUUCACCGAAGACACGCUGCUGCGCCACGCCCAGUUCGUGGUGGAGCAGGUGGAGAGCUACGACGAGGCCGGCGACUCGGACGAGCAGCCCAUCAUCGUCACACCCUGCAUGAGAGAUCUGAUCAAACUGGCCGGAGUCACGCUGGGAAAGAGGCGAGCCGCCAGAAGACAGGCCAUCCGCCACCCAACCAAGAUAGAGAAGGACAGUAAGGGGCCGACCAAGGCCACCACCACCAAGCUGGUCUACCAGAUUUUCGACGCCUUCUUCGCCGAUCAGAUAGAGCAGAACGAUAAAGAGGGCGGGGCCAAACGUCAGCGCUGUGGAGUCUGUGAAGUGUGCCAAUCUCCUGACUGUGGCAAGUGCGCAGCCUGCAAGGACAUGAUCAAGUUUGGAGGCAGCGGUAAAAGCAAGCAAGCUUGUAAGCAGAGAAGAUGUCCAAAUCUUGCUGUAAAGGAGGCUGAAGAUGAUGAGAACAUUGAGGAGGAAGACGUUCCAGCAGAGAAGGCCAAAAAGGUUCUUCAAACCAAGAAAAAGAGGCAGACCCAGUCCAAACUGGCAUGGAUCGGCGAGCCUGUCGAGACCGCGGGGAAGAGGCAGUACUACAAGAAGGUCUCCUUGAACGACGAAGUGCUGGAAGUGGGCGACUGCGUCUCCGUCUCAUCAGACGAUCCCUCCAUGCCUAUCUAUCUAGCAAGGAUCACGUCGUUGUGGGAGGACAACAACGGGAAGAUGUUUCACGCCCACUGGUUCCUCCGUGGGAUUCACACGGUGCUCGGAGAGUCCUCCGAUCCUCUGGAGCUCGUCAUCGUCGACGAAUGCGAAGACAUGCUGCUCAACUAUGUGCAGGGAAAAGUGAACGUUAUGUACAAAGCCCCGUCAGACAACUGGUGCAUGGAGGGAGGCAUCGAUGUUGACCUGAAGGUAAUCGAGGACGAUGGGAAGAGUUUCUUCUAUCAGUUCUGGUAUGAUACGGAGUUUGCCCGAUUUGAGACGCCUCCCAAGACCGAACAGUCGGAAGACUGCAAGUUCAGAUUCUGUGGCAGCUGCACCCGCAUCAAGGAGCGAGACGAGAAGGGAGUGCCCCGUGCGUUUGAGCCGCUGGAGAACGAGGACAGCGACAACAAGGCUCUGUAUGCGAUGGCCUGCUUCAAAGGAGAGCAGUUCAGGGUCGGAGACAGCGUCUACCUGCCCCCUGAAGCCUUUAGCUUUAGCGUGAAACCAGCCAGCCCAGUGAAACGCUCCCACAGGAAAGAGGACGUGGAUGAAGAUCUGUAUCCAGAGUAUUACAGGAAGUCCUCAGACUACAUCAAGGGGUCCAACCUGGACGCUCCGGAGCCUUUCCGUGUCGGUCGCAUCAAAGAGAUCUUCUACCACCGCCGCAGUAACGGCAAAGCCGACACCUCAGAGGUCAAGCUGAGACUCUACAAGUUCUACAGGCCGGAGAACACGCACAGAGGCGUCAAAGCCAGCUACCACACGGACGUCAAUCAGCUCUACUGGAGCGACGAGGAAGUGACGGUGAACAUGUCGGAGGUACUGGGACGCUGUCAGGUGGAGUACGCCGAAGACCUGAACGAGUCGGUCCACGAUUACUCCAGCGGUGGACCCGACCGCUUCUACUUCCUGGAGGCUUACAGCGCUAAAUCGAAGAGUUUUGAAGAUCCUCCCAACCACGCCCGCUCCUCUGUGCAUAAAGGGAAGGGGAAGGGCAAAGGAAAAGGUAAAGGCAAAGGAAAGGCGUCACAAGACUCUCAGGAGUCCCGCACAGAACCCCAGACUCUGAAAGUACCCAAGUAUCGGACUCUGGACGUGUUCUCCGGCUGCGGCGGGCUCUCCGAGGGCUUCCACCAGGCUGGUAUCUCCGAGACCCUGUGGGCCAUCGAGAUGUGGGAGCCGGCGGCCCAGGCGUUCAGGCUCAACAACCCCGGCACCACGGUGUUCACCGAGGACUGCAACGUCCUCCUGAAGCUGGUCAUGUCCGGAGAAAAGACCAACUCCCUCGGCCAGAAGCUGCCCCAGAAGGGGGACGUGGAGAUGCUCUGCGGCGGCCCCCCCUGCCAAGGCUUCAGCGGGAUGAACCGCUUCAACUCUCGCACCUACUCCAAGUUCAAGAACUCGCUCGUGGUGUCCUAUCUGAGUUACUGCGACUACUACCGGCCGAAGUUCUUCCUGCUGGAGAACGUGAGGAACUUCGUGUCGUUCAAGAACUCCAUGGUCCUGAAGCUGACGCUGCGCUGCCUGGUGCGGAUGGGCUACCAGUGCACGUUCGGAGUCCUUCAGGCCGGUCAGUACGGCGUGGCCCAGACCCGGCGCCGGGCGAUCAUCCUGGCCGCCGCUCCCGGGGAGAAGCUGCCUCGCUAUCCGGAGCCGCUGCACGUGUUCGCUCCCAGGGCCUGCUCGCUCACCGUGGCGGUGGACGAGAAGAAAUACGUCAGCAACGUCACACGCGGCAACGGUGGCAUCUACAGAACCAUCACUGUCAGGGACACCAUGUCCGAUCUGCCUGAGAUUCGCAACGGCGCCGCCGCCCUGGAGAUUUCCUACAACGGAGAGCCUCAGUCUUGGUUCCAGAGGCAGAUCAGAGGCACGCAGUAUCAGCCCAUUCUCAGAGACCACAUCUGCAAGGACAUGAGCGCGCUGGUGGAGGCCAGGAUGCGUCACAUCCCCCUCGCUCCGGGCUCCGACUGGAGGGAUCUGCCCAACAUCGAGGUGCGGUUAAAAGACGGCACCAUGACGAAGAAACUGCGCUACACGCACCACGACAAGAAGAACGGCCGCAGCAGCACCGGCGCGCUCCGAGGCGUCUGCACCUGUGCAGGAGGGAAAACCUGCGACUCGGCCGACAGGCAGUUCAACACCCUGAUUCCCUGGUGCCUGCCCCACACCGGCAACCGCCACAAUCACUGGGCCGGGCUGUACGGCAGGCUGGAGUGGGACGGCUUCUUCAGCACGACCGUCACCAACCCCGAACCCAUGGGAAAGCAGGGCCGGGUCCUGCAUCCCGAGCAGCACAGAGUGGUCAGCGUGAGGGAGUGCGCUCGCUCUCAGGGCUUCCCCGACACCUACCGCUUCUUCGGGAACGUCCUGGACAAACACAGACAGGUUGGAAAUGCUGUUCCUCCCCCGCUCUCUAGAGCCAUCGGACUGGAGAUUAAGAAAUGUGUCGCAGAUCGGAUGAAGGAGGAACAAGCUACAGCAGACAUCAAACAAGAAAAGAUGGAGGUCUCUGACUAACUCCUUCUUUUUUUUUUCCAUGUUUUAAAGGUUUUAAUGCUGGAAUACUUUUUAAGUGAUUUGACUUUCAGCUGUCACCAAGUGGCCACUAUGUACUAUGUAGUAAUCAUUCCAUAUUGCGUCUUAAUGGUUUUUAUUCAUGCUGUUAAAUGUUCAAUGUGGAGUAAAUUGUAUGUAGAUUUUAUAUGUAAUAUUUCAAAUAAAGUUCUCCUGAAAUUGUA